CGGCGGUGGUACGAAGGCGGUCAGGCAGCCAAUGGGCAGUGGCCGGCGGGGUCACCGGCUGGCACUCCCCUAGGGGUCGGGAGAUCGGGGCUUCCAUUUGGCAAUGGAGGAGGCCGUGGACAGACAUGUCAGUGUGGGAAUGGGAAGUGGAAUGAAAAUGACUGGCCACAGCUGGUAUGGUGGACAGAGCAAAGGUGCUCAGUGAGGUUUCUGAGUAUCCACCAGGGGAAGGACGAUGCAGACGGAAUCGCUCCUACACUGUGGCUACUCGCACCCCCUGCUCCGAGCCUGGCAGACUUGUGCCACCAGCUUCACUGCAAGCAACCUCAUCUAUCCCAUCUUUGUAACUGACGACGCCAAUGCCGUGGAGCCUAUUGCGAGCCUCCCAGGACAGGCCAGGUAUGGGGUCAAUAAGCUGGAGGGGAUGCUGCAACCCCUCGUCGACCAGGGUCUGGCUUGUGUGUUGAUCUUUGGCGUUCCAACCAAACUCGCCAAGGAUGAGAGAGGGUCUGGAGCAGACCUGGAGGAGACCCCAGCCAUCCUGGCUAUUAAAAAGCUGCGCAGCACCUUCCCAGGGCUGGUGAUUGUCUGCGAUGUCUGUCUCUGCCCAUAUACUGUUCACGGGCACUGUGGGAUACUCCGGGAGGAUGGAACAUUGAACAAUGAAGCAAGCUGCCAGCGGCUGGCAGAGGUGGCACUUGCUUACGCCAAGGCAGGAUGCCAUAUUGUAGCUCCCUCGGAUAUGAUGGAUGGCAGAGUUGGAUCCAUAAAGCAGGCUCUUGUCUCCAAUGACCUGGGAAGUAAGGUUUCAGUGAUGAGCUACAGUGCAAAGUUUGCUUCCUGUUUUUAUGGACCUUUCCGAGACGCUGCCCAGUCAAAGCCAGCUUUCGGAGACCGCAAGUGCUACCAGCUGCCUCCAGGUGCCAGGGGACUUGCUCUCCGAGCAGUGGACCGUGAUGUGCGUGAGGGGGCGGACAUGCUGAUGGUCAAACCUGGCAUGCCUUACCUGGACAUUGUCCGAGAGGUGAAGAACAAAUACCCUUGUCACCCACUGGCAACUUACCACGUCUCAGGAGAGUUUGCAAUGCUGUGGCACGGUGCCCAGGCUGGAGCGUUUGACCUCAAGACAGCUGUGAUGGAGGUGCUGACCAGCCUCAGGAGGGCAGGUGCUGACAUCAUCAUCACGUACUAUGUGCCGCAGAUCCUGAGCUGGCUGAAGGACAUUUGAUGCUGCUCCUCCUGGGCACAGGACACACUGGGUUUUGAAGAAAUGUUACACAACUCCUGCUCUCCUCAUCCCACACCCUCCGGCCUGCUCCAAUUUCUGUCUGAUCCUCUACCUGACAGUAUAUCAAAUACGGUGAGAGAGACCAGCUUUUAAACCUGAACUUUUGUGUUCAACCAAAAAUAGAUUUUCACAGAUGUUUAGCACCUAUCAGAUAUUUAGUUGCAUCAUGUUUUGGAGUGCAUCAGACCAAGAGAAAAUGUAAAAGAUUCAAGGAAUCAGGUGAAUAAUGUCUGAGAGACUCUGCAGGUAUCUGAUUUUGCAAAGGAUCUGUGUUUGUUGCAGUAUACAGAACCUCAGGGAUUGUAAAAUGAACAAUUGCAAAGGUUUUGUCAAUAAAUUAUGUGACUGGGGAUGGUAAUGUACUGUGUAAUGACUGCCACGUGCCUUCCUGAAUCUGACCCUUCUAUGGGUACAGACUCUCCAACACAUCUUAUGAGUAUUAUCUGUAUGUGAAACCCUGUGAACAAAUAAAAUGGAAUCCUCUGGUUUUAAUAAAGCAAACACUAAACAAGUACAA
Messenger RNA from Pristis pectinata (smalltooth sawfish), 1805 nucleotides. It is a transcript of the gene alad, whose product is annotated as aminolevulinate dehydratase. Gene Ontology annotation, biological process: heme biosynthetic process. Bases 236 to 1228 code for a protein of 330 amino acids. Gene Ontology annotation, molecular function: zinc ion binding; porphobilinogen synthase activity. The record is from RefSeq and is a predicted model, not a curated record. Gene Ontology annotation, cellular component: cytosol. Lineage: Eukaryota; Metazoa; Chordata; Chondrichthyes; Rhinopristiformes; Pristidae. The transcript has 13 exons.